AUGCGGCUAGAACGUCUGAGAAUGUGCACAAUCCACAGUCGACCGCUGGAAAUGACCAUGACAGAGAACUCCGGAAAGGGUACAUUCACGAGGUCAAGCAACUUCUAUUCUGCAAGUCAUAAAGUCCACCUAAUCUCAUUCUCCACCUCUUCAAUUAAGCUUAUAUCAUGUUCUGCGAGUGAACGUGUCGUCAUGCAUAUCACCAGACAGUUUGAAAAGUUGCUUCUUCGAAUAAAGCCUGUUUUCUGCAGGGCAAGCUCAUGUAUUUCCGCUACUUCUCUCCUCCCUAUUGCGAAUCCAGGCCGUGCCGAUUAUGAAUCGGCCGCAUGUAAACGACUCUACAGUGCUCAUUCUACUGCAGCCAGCCCGUUGUCGUCACCACCACCACCAGCAACGUCCGCCCCAUCUACAUUACCACCACCACCACCACCACCGCCGCCGCCGCCAACAACAACAACAAGAACAACAACAACAACAAGAACAACAACAACAACACAAUCUGUACCACUGCGUUCUCGGGCAUCUACGCCACCUCUGCCGCAGCCAACCGGCCCGGUCGAGGUGUACUCCCAGCCGCAUGAUGCGCAUCGUUGCCCCGGCGACCUCGAGCCCCAGUCACUGGCCUACGCCUCUGGCCUCGUCCGUCCAGCCUCGGAGACCUGUGCGCAUGGUGACCAGACGGCGCUAGUUGAAGUGGCUCUGCGCGCCAGCUCAGUUGCCCGGCUUGCACCGCUCCUUCACGCCGGUUGCCCGCACACCGCCCCCUUCUCGCAAGCAUCACUCAGCCCCGCCAACUCGUCUUCCCUUUCGCCUGGCAACAGUUCCGCCUCGGCUCGGUCGCAUCCCUUCUACUGUGUCUAUCCGCAACAGCACCACUCGCAUUUCCAUGCUGCACCUCUUUCUCAUCAACCUCAUCCGCCUCAGCAUCAUCAGAAUCAUCACCAGCAUCAGCAGCACCAACACCAUCAGCAUCAUCAGCAUCAUCAGCAUCACCAGCACCCAGACCUUGAGCAUUCUCACUCGCAACCCAUUCAGCAGACCUCUCGGGCCAUGAUGGCGCUCGAGAAUACGCGAUUUCCGCCAUCCGGCACGCCUGAACUCGCACGUCAGCCGAUGCCUCCUCCCUCUCUUCCGCCCAUUCAGCACACAUCAACCAGCACUGACACUCAUUUUCACCAUCACAACCACCAUCGUCAGCCGACCCAGCAGCAGCCGAGAAUUCAUUCUGUUGCCCCGGCCAACAUCGGCUCGUGUUUGGCCUCGUCCCCGCGUCGCGGACAGCCGAACCGGCCCAACCAACCGGCCCAACCUGACAUUUCCCACUUGAGUCAACUUCACUCGCAUCAACAUCAACAUCAACAUCAACAUCAGCACCACAACCAGCAUCAGCAUCAGCAUCAGCAGCCACAACAGCUGAUACGACUGUCCCCGCCCCCCCCGCCGGAAUCA
This is a messenger RNA of Protopolystoma xenopodis, 1449 nucleotides long. NCBI's taxonomy places the organism in Eukaryota, Metazoa, Platyhelminthes, Monogenea, Polystomatidea, Polystomatidae. The record is from the annotation of a GenBank genome assembly.